Messenger RNA from Protopterus annectens (West African lungfish), 2220 nucleotides. RefSeq names its product solute carrier family 26 member 6-like. Gene Ontology annotation, cellular component: membrane. Lineage: Eukaryota; Metazoa; Chordata; Ceratodontiformes; Protopteridae. Gene Ontology annotation, molecular function: chloride transmembrane transporter activity; oxalate transmembrane transporter activity; sulfate transmembrane transporter activity. The record is from RefSeq and is a predicted model, not a curated record. Bases 1 to 2220 code for a protein of 739 amino acids. Gene Ontology annotation, biological process: transmembrane transport. The transcript has 19 exons.
AUGCUGUCACACAGAUUGCAGCUGUUAAAAAAGUACACUGGAAAGUCGCUAACUGUUUUAAAAGCUGUUAACACACCUGAGGCUGCUACAGUCAGAAGCAAAGUGCACCUCAGAAAAGGCUUCAAGAGCUGUUACACACCAUGUUCAGGACGGAAGGCCAAAGGUUUGUUACUAAAAUUCUUCCCUGUCUUCUAUUGGUUACCUCGGUAUCCUUUCCGGGAUUUGCUGCUGGGAGAUGUCAUUUCAGGAAUUAGUGUUGGAAUCAUUCAGUUGCCUCAGGGCUUGGCAUAUGCUCUUUUAGCAGCUGUACCACCUGUGCAUGGUCUUUAUUCUGCUUUCAUACCUGUCCUUAUGUACUUUCUGCUUGGAACCUCCAGGAAUAUUUCCAUAGGUGGCUUUGCUGUACUCUCCGUUAUGAUUGGCAGUGUGGUAGAAGAACUAGCCCCCGAUGACCAAUUUAUUAUAAUGAAUGACAUGACAAACUUAACAGAGGUUGAUGUGGAACUGAGGGACAAGAUGAGGGUACAGGUUGCAGCAACACUAGCUAUCCUCACUGGAAUUGUGCAGGUUCUGCUGGGACUGAUACAGUUUGGUUUUGUAGUCAACUAUCUCUCAGAUCCACUUGUCCGUGGAUAUACAACUGCUGCUGCACUCCAUGUGGGUCUUUCACAGGUCAAAUACAUCCUUGGAGUCAAUAUUAGCCGAUACAGCGGCCCUGCAUCCUUUAUCUUUACUAUCAUUGAUCUGUGUAUAAAUGUCCCAAAGACUAACAUCGGUGCUGUGAUAGUCAGUAUCCUUUCAGCUGUUGUGAUAUUUGGUAUAAAGCAAAUAAACAGUUUCUUCAGUUCAAAGAUGCCAGUACCCUUUCCUGCUGAACUUGCUGUGCUGAUCAUUUCUACAGUAAUAUCAUCUCAAGUGAACUUAAACAGCAAAUACAACAUUGAGAUUGUUGGUACCAUUCCAAGUGGGCUGAAAGCACCUUCCUUCCCAAGUUAUGGCAGUAUUGGCCCCCUUGUGGGUAGAGCUUUUGCUGUUGCCAUUGUUGGAUAUGGCUUAGCUAUAUCACUCGCAAAAACUUUUGCUACAAAACAUGGAUACCAUGUGGACAGCAAUCAGGAACUCAUUGCACUGGGCAUGUCAAACUUUGUUGGAGGAUUCUUCCAAUGUCAUGCCAUCAGCACCUCAAUGUCAAGAAGCCUGAUACAAGAGAGUUGUGGAGGGAAGAGUCAGGUGGCUGGAGCAGUGUCAACUUUUGUAAUUUUGAUAAUAAUCUUGAAGAUUGGAGAACUGUUCCAACAACUUCCUAAGGCUGUCUUGGCUGCAGUUAUCAUUGUGAACCUAUUGGGAAUGUUUAAACAGUUCCGGGAUAUUUCCAUCCUCUGGAGAAGUAGCAAGCUAGAGAUGAUGGUUUGGCUUGUAGCCUUCUUUGCCACAGUAUUGCUGAAUAUGGACAUUGGUCUUGCUGCUUCUAUUGGAUUUGUAAUUCUCACUGUGAUCUUUCGUACUCAGCUCCCACAUUACUCAGUCCUGGGUCAACUUCCCAACACAGAUAUCUACAAAGAUGUGGAAAAGUAUGAAGAGAUUGAAGAAAUACCAGGCAUUAAAAUUAUUCAGUCCUCAGCUACUGUCUACUUUGCAAAUGCUGACCUCUAUUCAGAGGCUGUCAAAAAGAAGAGUGGAAUCAGUGUCAGUAAACUGAUUGAAGCAAAGAAGAAGGCUAUUGCAAAGAGAAAGAAGACACUCGAGCAUGAGAGAGAAAAGGCUAAAAAGGAAGAAAAGAAACAACAGGAACUUAAAGCAAAAAAUGGAUGCUCGGAACAAAUUAUCUCCAAUGACAUAAAUGGCAUUGCUGUGUCUUUGAAUUCUGUGCUGGAAUUAAAUGCUAAUGAUGAGGACAAAGAUGAUCCAGAGAAGCUUAGCCUGGCAUCCCUUGGGAUUGAAAAACCUCACAUUCACUCAGUCAUACUAGAGUUCAGCACACUGAACUAUGCAGAUACUGUCUGUAUAAAGGUUUUAAAAAAUAUCUUUAAAGAUUUUCAUGAAAUUGAAGUCCAGGUGUACCUUGCCUCUUGCCAGUCAUCAGUUGUUGAGCAAAUGGAAAAAGGUGGAUUCUUUGGAAAGGAAAUCACUAAAUCCCAUCUAUUUACUACCAUCCAUGAUGCAGUAGUACACUGUAGCGGAAUUAAUGCCUUGGAGUCUAGUACCAGCACAAAGCUUUGA